AUGUCCCUCCGCGAGGUCGAGUCCAACCCCGCAGAUGUGCCAGGUACUUUCUUCGAUUCCCUUGACAGUAACGGUGAUGAUAGCCCGCAAUCCUCUGAUUUUCAAUCUCUUUCGCGGGCCGUCAAAGCCAGGAAGGCCGAGUUUACCCGUCAGCGUCAAAUUCGCGUGAAGAUCGGCACAUGGAAUGUUGCCGCUCUGCCUGGAACUGAAGCCGAUAUCGGCUACUGGUUCGUUAAACCUUCUGGGCUGAACAGGGAAAACGAGCUAUAUGCGAGAUCAGGAAAUGCAAAGAAGGCUCAUAGGAGGAACGGCGAGGCGGGUUCCUGGGUCGAUCAGGAACUGGUUGGGCGGGGCUCUGCACAGUGGAAUACUGGCAGUCUAGAGCCACCAGCGCCCGGAGCUCCUGGUGAUGACGUCGACAUAUAUGUGCUGGGUUUACAAGAAAUUGUCGACGUUUCGUCUCCCUCGGAAUCCUUGAAACCAUAUGUUGACCCGGCCCCGUCCGAUCGGUGGAAAGAGGCCGUCCAGAAUGCGCUGCCUCUUGGGUAUAAGUUGAUUUCUUCCCAGCAACUUGUAGGCUUGCUUUUACUAGUAUACGCAUCUCCGUCAGUGGCCCCUACGAUAUCCUCCGUUAGCUCCGUGGGCGUGGGCACUGGAGUGAUGGGAUACAUGGGGAACAAGGGCGGGGUUGCGACGCGGAUAGUUGUUGGGGGAACGACUCGACUAGUCUUUGUCAACUGUCACCUUGCUGCCGGCGCCGAUAAAGGUAGUUUAGACAGGAGGAACUGGGAUGCUUCACAGAUCAUAAGCCGUGCUAAAUUCAACCCUCUCGAAGAGGGCGAUGAUAUCUUGGAAGACGACGGUAACAUGAUAGGAUAUGAGGAAUUUGGUUUUUGGUUUGGAGAUCUCAAUUAUCGUCUGGAAGAUAUACCCGGUGACGACGUGCGACGACUACUGCAUUUGCAUACUGAAAAUAAAUUCCAUGCUAUGAAGCCCCCCUCGAUUCAUGAUGAGAAAGCGAGCCUUUCGUCUCCGACACAGAAUAGCAAUGGUAAUAGUAUAGGCUCUGGCCGGUCUUCAAUAGGUACAAGGUCAAACAGUUUAUCUCCCGAGCCACAUAUAUCCUUGGAGGAUAAUUCUGCUUUUGACCCGCAUCUUGAUCCAGCAUCUCUAGUGACUACUCUUGCUUCAUUACUCCCUCAUGACCAGCUCCAUCGGCAGCAAAGGAAUGGGAAAGCACUUUACGAUGGCUGGAGGGAAGGACAUAUUUCGUUUUUGCCAACAUAUAAAUACGAUAUCGGGACCACUGGGACCUUCGACUCGAGUGAAAAACGACGCGGGCCGAGUUGGUGCGAUCGAAUACUUUUCCGCACUCGGCACGAUUAUUUAGAGUAUAAACGGAAGCUCAAGGAAGCCGAAGAAGCAAAGAAAAGGGACGAGGAAAUGAAAUCUCUUGGACUGGAGCAGGAUGCUGAAAACGAUAGUGUUCUUUUCGAUUACGAUCCGGAGGUAGAUGGCGCCAAUGACUAUGAUGAAAAUGUAGAUACAACCGGGGCUACAACUGCUUCUGAUAAUGAUCAAACGGAGUCCAAAGAUAUAAUCAGGUUAAAUUUUUAUACUUCACAUCAAGAUAUCGUGUCGUCAGAUCAUAAACCAUUGGCUGCGGAAUUUACCCUAACUUUUGAUGCCGUUGUCCCCGAAUUGAAAGCCAAAGUUCACCAGGAAGUUGUUCGAGAACUGGAUAAGGCUGAGAACGAGGCGAGACCUGGGGUAACGGUUGUAGUAGAGAAUCACCCGGACGACUCAGACGAUAACCAAACAUCACAUAUUGCGAAUGACCCCAAUGCGGUCAACUUUGGCCAAGUACGAUACGAUGUUCCAGUAUCACGGAGCUUGACUGUGGCCAAUACCAGCGGAGUCCCGGCGACAUUCAGCUUUCAUUAUCGACCUCCAGACAAAGACGAGGAAAAUGGUUUGACUUCACCUUCCUGGCUUCGUCUCCAAGUAGAUGGUUCGCCAGAUGGCGAUGCUCAAAACCCCAAAACUCGCCCGAAAUAUACACUUCAGCCUGGCGAAACAACAAAUGUACAACUCAUCCUUUGUAUAUACGACAUUGCUUUUGUUCGAGAAUUGAAUAACGGUGAGGCAAAAAUUGAGGAUAUAAUAGUUUUACGAGUCACCAAUGGGCGGGACUACUUCAUUCCGGUGCAUGGCUCGUGGCUUACGUCAUGUUUUGGAUUUUCGCUAGAAGAUCUUACGCGGAUGCCUGAGAAUGGGGCACGACACUUUGAUCCCGGCGCUCAACCGUUGCGCUUCACCGAAACUCAUACGAAGCAAGAUACCCGUCUGUCAGCUCCCCGUGAACUGUUCAGGUUGACGGAGACGAUAGCUGAACUUACGGAACGAGCUGUCGCCGAAUGGGACAUGGUCGAUGACAAUUCCCAAAGCAAUCUGCCACCGUGGAGUGCUGAGAAGUUAGGUUGGCCAUUCGAGGCGGAAACAUGGACUUUGGCAGAUAGCCGCGAGCGCUAUCACCUACUCUCCCGCGUCCGAGAUGCACUAGACACCAACACGCCCUUUUCAUCUGUAUUUCCGCCAGAGCUUCCGUCCCGUCAUAGAGUCGAACUUCUCUCUGAAACCCUCCUCUCCUUCCUCAAAUCUAUCCGUGGUGGCAUAAUAACCGCCCCGCUCUGGCACGAGCUAGAGCGCCAUGUCACGGACCUCGAAAAAUCCAAAUCUUCACCCUUAACCACGGAACAGUUACAAACCCAAAUCCUUGAAGCCAUCUCCUCCUCCCCCGUCCACAGUGUUUCCUUUACCUUCGUCAUAUUCAUGCUAAACCGCGUCGUGAACGAAAUCGCCCCCCUAUCACCUACAAACUCUCUAUCCUCCCCUCUCUCCCCAACGACAUCAAAACCAUUCGUUUCCCGGAGAACCCAUUCGAUAUCGGAAACCUCGCUUUCUGACCCCCUACAAUCAACCCCAGCCUCCCCUUCAACCAUCACAAAUUCUGCCCCCGCAUCCUCGACGGCCAACGCUAUGUCUAGAACAUUCAGCAUCCGCUUAGGAAAGCCCGGCAACCAAUCGACCAGUGGAUCAUAUCCAGAUGUUCCUACUACUAUCGCUGCAAAGGCAACCGCCGCCUCAGCAAGACGGCAGGCAGUUAGUAAGAUAUUUGCUAAGAUAUUUGCGCAAACGAUUUUCUCGAAUGAUAUUGGACGACCUGAGAAGGAGAGGGAGAGAAGGGUGUGGGAAGAUAGGCGGAAGGCCAUCUUAGAACCAUUCUUAGUGUGA
This is a messenger RNA of Paracoccidioides brasiliensis Pb18, 3294 nucleotides long. RefSeq lists its product as uncharacterized. Gene Ontology annotation, molecular function: phosphatidylinositol-4,5-bisphosphate 5-phosphatase activity. Bases 1 to 3294 code for a protein of 1097 amino acids. The record is from RefSeq and is a predicted model, not a curated record. The transcript has a single exon. Gene Ontology annotation, biological process: phosphatidylinositol dephosphorylation.